Messenger RNA from Symbiodinium necroappetens, 2034 nucleotides. The record is from the annotation of a GenBank genome assembly. NCBI's taxonomy places the organism in Eukaryota, Dinophyceae, Suessiales, Symbiodiniaceae.
AUGAUUGAACAAGAACUGAUCCCACCUGCGCUGGGCGUAGUGGGGCUCAUUGUUGCAUUUGUGAUCUACGGUAUCGUCAAAGCUUAUGAUGAAGGUUCUGACGCACUUAAAAAGAUUGCGGAUCAGAUCCACAUUGGCGCCAUGGUUUUCAUGCGCCGCGAGUACACACUAUUAGCGCUGUUCAGUGCUGUUCUGUUGUUACUGAUAUCUAUCACAGACCUUGGUUUAUACACCGCAGCUGCGUUUCUGGCCGGCGGAUUGUCAUCCGCAGCAGCUGGUUGGAUCGGUAUGUAUGCCGCCACCAAGGCCAAUAUCCGCACCACCAAUGCAGCACAUACCAAAGGUCAGGCAGACGCUUUGUCCGUCGCGUUUUUCGGCGGCUCUAUUAUGGGCCUGGCGGUCGCAUCACUGGGCCUGCUUGGACUAGGCCUGGUCUAUUACUUCUACGGCAGCGACCCACACAUGGUUCACCAUAUCCAUGGCUUUGGUAUGGGUGCCUCGGUUGUCGCGCUUUUCUCCAGGGUCGGUGGCGGCAUCUUCACCAAAAGUGCGGAUGUUGGCGCAGACCUUGUGGGCAAACUCGAGCAGGGUAUUCCAGAAGAUGACCCUCGUAACCCCGGUGUUAUUGCUGACAACGUUGGUGACAACGUAGGUGACGUGGCCGGCAUGGGUUCGGACAUUUUUGAAUCCUACUGCGGCUCGAUGAUCGCCACCAUCGCAAUCGCCUCGACACUGGCCGCCCUUGGCGUGAGCCAGUUAGCGCCAGGUCUAUCUGAAGCAGAAGGCCGUGCAGCGCUGAUGUUUGUGCCUCUGGCACUGGCUUCAACCGGCCUUAUCGCCUCAAUCAUCGGCAUUGGCAUUGUUCGUUCUUUUUCCAACGCUAACCCGGCGGUUGCCCUGCGUAUCGGCAUGAUCGGCACGCCAAUCAUAUUCAUGGCGGCCGCUUACCUGGUGCUGUCUACUCUAGGGGUGUCUAACAACAUCUGGUGGGCGGUACUCUUUGGUGCUGCAGGUGGCGUUGUGAUUGGCCUGAUCACUGAGUACUACACCUCCUCAACGCCGGUUGUGAAAAUUGCUGAGUCCGGUAACACCGGCCCAGCCACAGUCAUUAUCACUGGUCUGGCAGUCGGCAUGCAGUCGGUUGUUGUGCCUAUUCUGACUAUCUGCGCCAUCAUCUACGUAUCCACCAGCCUGGCUGGACUUUACGGUGUUGGCGUCGCGGCUGUUGGCUUGUUAGCGACAGUUGGCAUGACCAUGGCCGUUGACGCUUACGGCCCGGUUGCAGACAACGCCGGGGGCAUCGCGGAAAUGGGUGGCCUUGGCCCUGAAACCCGCGCCAUUACCGAUUCGCUGGACGAACUGGGUAAUACCACCGCAGCAAUGGGUAAAGGUUUUGCCAUCGGCGCAGCUGCACUCGCUGCGCUGGCCAUCAUCGCAGCCUUUGUCGAGACCGUCACCCUCGCCCGCGGUGGCGAGUUUAUUCUGCAUAUCGGCAACCCGAUGGUGUUGAUCGGCCUGUUUAUCGGUGGUCUUGUACCUUUCCUCAUUGCCUCCAUUACCAUGACCUCGGUUGGUGAAGCGGCGAUGGAAAUGAUUGAAGAGAUCCGUCGUCAGUUCCGCGAAAUUCCAGGCCUGAUGGAAGGUACUGCAGAUCCAGACAACGCUAAAUGUGUUGAGAUUGCUACUAAUGCAGCAUUGAAGAAAAUGAUGCUGCCCGGCGUGAUCGCUGUAGCUGUUCCCCCUAUGGUUGGAUUUGGUCUUGGUGCUGAAGCUCUGGGUGGCACCCUUGGCGGCGCGCUGCUCGGCUGUGUUCUGCUUGCGCUGACCAUGGCUAACGCCGGCGGCGCCUGGGACAACGCGAAAAAAUAUGUUGAGAAAGGUAACCUCGGCGGUAAAGGCAGCGAGGUGCACUCUGCAGCUGUUGUUGGUGACACGGUUGGUGACCCCUUCAAAGAUACUUCAGGUCCCAGCAUGAACAUCCUGAUCAACGUGAUGGCGAUUGUCAGCCUGGUGAUUGCACCACUUCUGACCUGA